Messenger RNA from Pogonomyrmex barbatus (red harvester ant), 6016 nucleotides. RefSeq lists its product as uncharacterized. The record is from RefSeq and is a predicted model, not a curated record. NCBI's taxonomy places the organism in Eukaryota, Metazoa, Arthropoda, Insecta, Hymenoptera, Formicidae. Gene Ontology annotation, cellular component: nucleus. Gene Ontology annotation, biological process: regulation of gene expression.
AAAAUAGAAAAAAAAAAAAAAUUGUAAAUAGUACCCAUUUAAAAAUUCUCAUAUUUUUUGUAGAGACUAUCCAUCGCCGAUGUUCAGGCGUAUCUAUAUAAGCCAUAACCAUAAUGUUUGUCUUAAGCGUUUUAUAAAUGACAUUGCGAAGUAAGCGACAAUUAUUUUCGAAGCCAUCGCUUGAAAACUGGGAAGAGCGUGAGGGGAUUAAUUGAUCUCUGUGAUAUAUAUAUAUAUAUAUAUAUACAUAUAUAUGUAUAAAGAAAUAUUGCACACAGAAACACUAUUACGCCACAUUGUUAUGGCUAACAGAUUAUAGACGCGACCAAAUUAUUUUAUAUUCAUAUUACAUAAAUCGUAUUGAAAAAUGCGCCAUUAAGUUUUUUAAAAGGUCACCGGGAAUCGCAGUCAUAUCCGACAGACGUAACUCCGUGAACGGGGGAGGCGGGUCCGUUUUCUUUCCAAAGAUUAAUAUUUAUGAGAUCAAGAUGUGAGUGUACCUUCGAGAGCCCGUGGGAGUCAAAAUGGAAAUGCCAUUAGUUAGGAGAGUCUAGAUGUUAGCACACGGUAGUAACAAUAACAUUGCGAAUCGAAUUAAGGUGAUAUCCCCUCGUCGGCAUGGCGGGCCAGAUAACGUUUCACCUCGGUCGCGCAGCAUCACGCCUUUGUUUUCUCAUUAUCUUCCGCGUAAAUCAGAGGCUUGCUUCGUCUAGGCAAAGAUUAAGAACUAUUUAUUUGACUGAUGUCCAUGUAAAUAUGUUUGUAAGGUAGGCUAGAGCUAAAAGUGCAGUUUCUCUUUUUUUUUUUGUACGAUGUACCUUUGCGUCGAGAAUAAGUUACAUUCGAGAAUAAGUUACCCCUACGCAUUAUAUGUACGAUCGCGAGAGGAAGAUAAGUAGCUUCAAAUUUCAUCGUCAAGCGCGAAAUUGCAGAAAGGUUUUAUUGAACUACCAGAGCUAUUUAGGAUUCAACUACGUUCGUGCAUUUUACUCUCCCCCCCCUUUUUUUCCUCUGCGCAACGAAUUUCCUCGUGCGAAUUCAGUCGACAUUUCUGUUCGUGGCGUUAUUUAUCCAGUUUGUAAUAGUUCCUACGUGCGAGCGUCCAGAAACCAAUCCCACCACAGAAUUUCACUAAAGUUCAAUAAAGCUUUUUGACUAUUUACUGGCGUGCUAUGUAUUGCUUUUUCCGCUUGUUUCUCUACGCGCGAGAUGUCGAGAUGUUGUGUGCUUGUUGCUUCGAUACGAGGACAAUCAGAUGUUCGUUUAGCAUACGGCAUACGAGGAGAGGGCUUGUUUCAGCAACACCUGCUCGUUAUUAAUAAAUAAGUAUUAUUUGUAAGAGUAUUCUUUUUUAAAAGAGGAGGAAAAAAGAACCGUUGAGUACCAUUAAAAUGAGAAAAAAAGAGAACCGACAUUGAAUACCAAGUGCGAUCGGCUGCAUUAAUUUGCGAUUUAAUGAAAUAUUCGAAUUGGCUUAAAUACAACGAUCACAUCGCGUAACAUAGCCUGCGAAGUUGCAACACUUUGUCUUACAUUCUGUCUAACGAGAUUAACGACAACAAGCAUCAUUGCAAUAUUGUACAUUCGGUACCAAAGAUAAGUAGCAUCCUAUCUACGACACUGCUGAGAUAAGCACUACAAUAAUUAAUUACCUAGCCGUCGGUUUACGAUAAUUGUGUACAAUACCUUGAAAUCCAUAACGAUGUUACAAUAAAGUCUUUAUUCCAACUAAACAUUUUCCUACACCACCCUUUGUAUUUCUGCAUUGUGGCAGAAUUCAUUUCGAAGAAAGGAAAGUAGAUAGGGUAAAUAUAUGACUAAACUUCGCAUAGGUAGAACACGUAAAUUAUAAUGUAAGAUGUAAGACUAAUAGAGAUUAAUAUCUCCUAAUUUCUAAGGAAAAUAUUACGCGCAAGCCUCUUUGUAGAAUUUGGCGAGAGAUAAAUGAGAUUCCCGAAAACCAAACUGCUGAUCAACUUCAUGAAGUAGAGAAAAUCGAUAAAGUUACAAACUUGUGUGCUUCGAUACUGUAAUUAUGAAAUUUACAAAGGCAUGGAACUAAUCGAUUCGAAUUUUUAAAUGAUACUAAAGAGGAAAUGUUCAAGAUAUAGAGAGACUCAAUAAUCAGAACGUUAUUUCAUAAUAUAAUAAAAUUAUUUAAUUAAAAUUUAUUUCAUAAUUAAAUGAAAUGUAUCAUUUAAAUGGUGUAUAAAAUGGCUAUACGAUUCUGUCCGGUUUUCAUAGUAAAAGAAUCUGCUAUUAUAUUCUCUUCAUAUAUUUCGUUCUGUCAAUCAAAUUUGUUGUAGAUCUUUCGUAAAAUUUGCUUUCGAUAGAUUUGGCUAUCUAGAGAUCUUUUCACGUAAGGUGAAAAAUGUCGUUGCAGAAAAGACCAAAAAAUACUAAAAUUCAUUUACUUGUCACAUUUUUUAAUUCAUCUUUUUAACCUUUUCUGAGGGAAAGAGUGAAAAGCGAAAUCAUAUUGCUUUCGCAGACUCUUCGCAAAUUUCUGCAGGCGAGAAGGUAAGAAGAGUUCAGAGGAAAGCAUGAAAAAACUCUGCACAAAACCGCAUGCGCGAAAAUUAUGAUGUAUCCACGCAGCGACAAAAAUUACGUCAUAACGCAACGUGUGACGUAAUAACGCAGUUUGAUGUAAGACCCUACGCACAGUAGAGGGGAACAGCAAUAAAUAUGAAAUUAUGAAAAUAAAAAUUAAAUGUAACGCACAAUGGAGUACAAGUAUAAGCUACAUCUUACAUUUAUUUAUGUCCAUUUUUUUUUAAAUUUAAUAUUUACUUCUGUUCCUCCAUUGUGCAAAGGAUCUAGUAGUUUACAUAGUGAAUCUGUCGGUUCAACAAAGGAACUUUCCAACCAGAGAUAUAAGUCGACGCGGAGUCAUUCCAUCUUUUUUCGAUAUUCAGUAAAAACAAAAACAGAAUGACUCCUUGUGUCUCUCGCUGGGAAGCUUCCAAUAAAGGAAAAAGGAAUAAAUCCAACAUCAUCCGAUCCCCGCGGUGACGCAGGCGCGAAACGUUUGCGUAUCAACGUCGUGGCGACGAUGAUGCCGACACAGCCAAUUCCAUUAGACUUCAUGAACGGCAUAAUGAUGUUCCGGCCGUAACCACGUCGUCAGCUGCGACGGGUCUCUCGUCGCCCACCCGGAUGGAACGUGAAGAGUUCGCGUUGCGAACUAUCCCUCCGAAUCGAGGAGAGUCGAUUCCGCGCCAAUGUGCGCGCGCGCGCGCGCGUUUCGUCCGUCGCGCGCGGACGAAUUCAAUGCGCGCGCUUGUAUUCGUAAAAAAAAUUGGUUUUUGGGGGGAGAGAAAAGAAAAGGAGAAGUGUCGCGGAUGGCGCGCGGGAUCGCGAUUACUACGCGGAUCACCGUGCACGUUAAUUUGGAACAGCGGCUUAUGAGCACGGAUUAUGACGCCGAUGUGACGAGGCUGUAUAACAAGAUCCUACGUUGACUGCUCUUACCUGUUGACAUGAUGAAGAUAGCAUGCACCCCAUUGUCGAAGCUCAUGCCCAUAGACACGUCUAAUAUAUGCCCGAAGAGCAAGAUAAAACCCACUUUAUCUGAAGUAUUGCAAUCAGAUUCGGUAAAACGCCUUUUUAAUCAACCAAAUCUUAUAAUUAAGACAAUUCCUUUAAACCUAUUGACGGAAUCUAAUAAGGAUAUGUUUUGGCAUAAAAGAAAUGGUAUAAAUGCAACAUCAAGUCAUUCAAGUCCAGCUGAUAUAUCGAUACAUCCUGUUAGAACUGCAGAAGAAGAAAAAGAAGACGCCAAUCUUCUACCUUCGAAAAUAGAGGAUAAAAAGUCAGAAAUCGCUCUGUUACCCAUUGAAAAGAAAUUAUGUGGUCAUCGUGAGCCAUGUGAAAACAUCGUUUGUGACGUGACAGUACAGCAGUAUGUGGAUAAAGAUACGAUGUCACCGAUGAUAUCAGUAAAUAUAGAAGAUGACGAGAUAAACGCAACAGUUGCAAAACAUUGCGAAAAUAAAUAUUGCGAUGCAUUAAGUAUCGAUCACAAUCGCUGUCGUCGUGCGUUAAUAAAUUUACACAGAUGCGAUAGAUCGCAUGUAUGCGAUAUUUGUGGAAUAACAUUGAAGAAAUGGAUGUCUCGAGUAUACCAUAAGAAUUGUGCAAGAAAGAAUGAAUAUGUCCAUAAUAACGUGGAUAGACUACAUUUAUUGAAGGAGCGGAUGCGAAUGCGGGAACUGCAAAUCUUAGAAAUCGCAAGAAUGAAAAAACACAAUUAUUCCGAUCCCGCCAGAGCGAUGGAAAUUCUGUGGAAAAACGAAGAGCUGAUAAUUAUACCGCAAACAGUAUCUAGUCAACGACCGAUUGUCAACACGAUCUCAGUACCUAGCUCGGUAUCUCAAUCGACUGACACUAAUUUGACUAACACUCAACUUAUCAAAAUUAAUUCGUCAAUAACUAAAGUCACGAAUAUUUUUGGAAGCAAGCCCCUCUCGUCGCAGAGCGCCGCAAUUUGUUGCAACACAUCGCAUUUAGUAGAAAACAAAAUAAACUCAUUAAGUCAAGUAAGAUAUCCAAAUCUGCAACAGAAUUCCCGUUUGGUAUCUACUCCAACUCCGACUCCAGAUAAAACUUUAUCUUCGACUUCAGCUCAAGUUCCAAUUGCAGUUCCGGUUUCAGUUCCAGUUCCAGUUCCAAUUCCAGCUCUAGCUGUAGCUCAAGUUUCAACUACUUCAACUUCGACUCCGACUCCAGUUCCAACUUCCGUUUUUAUCACAACUUCCGCACCUUCUUCAGUUAUGCCUUCACAGAAACAAUGUCUUCACCUCGCAGUUUCGCCUCAACCUGCUACUAGUCAACCUAUAGCGAUAAACAAUUGGAUCGUAUCACCAUCGCGUAUAUUAACAACCACACCGGUUCAAUCUAAAACGCUUCUUGCUCCAAUACGCGUGGUACCUAUAACUAACUUGAUAAGCCCGCCGUCAUUAUUACAUCACACGCAGGGAAUCCCUAAGUUUUGUAUCGUUGCAGAGAAAGUUACAGAAUCGGCGACCAAUCCGCCGAAUUCGCCGUCCGUUCAAUCGGCUGAUAAAGCCGUUGAUACUGCCGCCACGAAAUUAGACACUUCUAAUGUUCUGGUACAAUCAAAUUUGAUAUCAAAAGUACGCAAAAAUUCAAAAUUGCUGAAAACGAAAAAGAAUUUUUUUUGCGUCUACUGUUCGAAAAAUAUUACUACUGGCUGGUAUUUCAAGGUACAUAUAGCAAAACAUAAAGGCGAGAAACUUUUUUGUAAUUUUUGUGAUGAAUCCUUCAGUAAUAAUUACGACAUGAAGAAACAUAUAACUAAUCAGCAUACUGAUCAGAAAGAGCUUAAGUGCGAUUACACUUGCACAUCACCUAUUCCCUUCAAAAAUGAUGUUCAAACACAUUCGAUACUGAGUGUCAAUAAAGCGAACAUUCAAUUAGAAAAGCAAAAAGAGCUAGAAUUCUCAAAAGAUGAAACAAGUCAUACGUUAAUUCAGGAUUCGUACGAAAAGAAAGUAAAGAGAUUAAAAUGCGAGGAUACAUCCAACAGUCAGAAUGAAAUCGAGAAAUAUAAUACGGAAAAAUUAUCGACAAUUAACAAAGGCAACAAUGCAAAGACAAAAGGAUUCACCUUCGUUUCCGUGAAAGAAAUUGUCAAUCCUGAAAAUUUCAAGCAAGAAUCUGUUAUUACAUCGAGAUAAAGCGUGCAAUAUAUUUUAGUUGUGAAAAUAUUCCGUCAAAUAUAAUCUGUUAAAAAAGUCUGUGGGAAUAUUUGGAGAAGAGCAGCUGAAGAAUUAUCGUGCAAUCAAAACGCGUUAAAUAUUCAUCCAUUUGAGUGAUAUAUAUAUGUGAAAAUUUAAAAUUUAAUUUAUUCUAAUGUCGAAAUAAUGAUUGUGCUCUUGAACUCGUUAUAUAACCUAAUAAUAUGGAAUGCGUGUGAAUCUCAUCGAUACAAAUAUUUUUUAAUUUACGUCGUGACUCACAAUUGCGUAAAUAAAAACCGCGAUAAAUCAGA